This is a messenger RNA of Anthostomella pinea, 2493 nucleotides long. The record is from the annotation of a GenBank genome assembly. NCBI's taxonomy places the organism in Eukaryota, Fungi, Ascomycota, Sordariomycetes, Xylariales, Xylariaceae.
AUGGUGGACACAAUCGACUCGAUCGUCAAGGGCGCGCCGCAGCCCGGCCAAGAGCUGAAGUCUCCGCCCACGGGGACGAGCCCGAUCGGCGAGGACAAGCCUGGCGACCCUCUCAACCACACCCCCAGCUCGCCGUCCAUGAUCUACCUCAACAUGCUGAUCCUCGAGGCCUCGUUGCGCGCGCAAUACCUCGAACUACGAGCGCGACGGCGGAAACACACAUUCUUUCUGAGCCUGCUGUGCGUCUGGCUGGUCGGGUUCGGGUACGCGCUGUUCUUCGCGCCGCGCGAGGAUGGCAGAGGCGUCGGUGGUUCCGUGUAUUGGGUUGUCGACAUGACGGAGAAGGUGUGCUUCAUCAGCGGUAUCGUGACUGGCAUGCUAGUCUGGGCGACGGGUAUAUGGGAUCGGGGCAUACGGUGGCCGCGAAGAUGGUUUGGCAUCUGCAACAGAGGCUUGCGCGGCUUCAACUGCAAGCUGGUCGUUAUCAAGAGGUCCUGGUUAGUGGAAGUGGUGUCCACUAUAGUGUGGUUUUUCACGUACGGCGCAUGCUCUAGCAAGGCUGGCCAGUAUCGUUUCGUCGAACCUUCGAUACUACGAGAGGUCGACCGGGAGUUGAACCUCAGUCAUCAGGAACAUCCACAGCUACCAUUCAUCAAUACGGACGAGGAAAAGGGCGGUCACGAAGAGGACCUAGCGCCUGGAGGAGAUUAUGUCAUGUUGCUGCUAUGGGCCAAGCCAUUCUCGCCAAGCUUCCGUGAGAAUUGGGAACUAUUCAGGAGUGAAUACUGGGAACGAGAAAACGAGCGACGAGCCUUGCUUCGGAAAAAGCUUCGGACUCGCGAUAAAGAAGUCAGAAAACAACAGAGCGGAUGGUUCUGGUGGCUGCCAGGCCGUCAACGGCUCGAUGACCGGAUACGUCACGCAAGCCCACAAGUCGACGCGGAGAAGAGCAUACACCACCACCACCGACCUUCACUGGCCGUGAAAGAGAACAGGCGCACCAGGAGCGGCAGUAUUCGACGAGGUAGUACCUCGGCAGGAUCAUCGCGAAGCCCGACACCUGCCGUAGAGUCAGAGGAAGGUGGGAUGAGUAGGAGAGGCAGCACCGCCUCCAAUACGUCGAACAAGGGACGAAAGAAGCACCUCUCAUCCGGCUCAAGAUCCAAGCGGCCUGGGAUCGACUCACGGUCACUGACCCCCGAGUUCCCAUCACCGCUAGCUAGGGAAAGCAGCUUGCGACCUCGAUCAAGCAGCUACCGCGUCUACCGCUUCUACCGCGUCAUAGCACGUCCCCUUCUCCACGCCAACCCGCAUACACGCCUCCCCACCUGCGAAGGCACGGCUGGCUUCAUCAGCGUCGCAAAGAAUUGCAGAUUCAUACAAUCCACGGUUCACGGGAUAGCCGAGUCUCCAGUCGGGGAGACUCGAUUGUGCUUCUCUGUUCGCUCUGACCGUCGCAUUCUGCAACAAGCCUACGAGGAAGAAGGCUAUUUCGACCCGACGCCGAACAUGGACGCCUUCGCCGAUCCUUAUCGUCGGCCAAUGCCAACGGCUCCCUAUAGUGCGCGGCCGCCUAGUCCGCCGUCGAUCUUGAUUCCGACUCCGGCCUUGCUGAACGCGAACGAGCCCAUCAAGGUCGUGCCUAAUUUUACCAACACCGACCCUCUAGCUCUCAGUCCUGAUGACCUUGCCAUAAUCACCCAGAAUGGCCAGGUCCAGAUAGCCCACGACUCGGCCGCUAAUUGGACCUACGCAAGCCGCCGCACCGCUCAACCUAUCCUCGACUUCCUCUACCUUGGACCAUCCACUGUCGUGCGCGACCGGGAUUGGUUACGCGACAACGGCAUCACCUUGCUGGUCGCAGCACGAGAUGCACAGAUGGCCGGUCUGCGCUUAAUGGUUGUGGACAAGGUCGCGGAAGAACUGGGAAUCCAGGCUGAAUACGUCGAUGUCUCGGGACACCCUGAUCUUAUUCGCGCCUUUCCCACUGCUGUUCAGAAGAUCAACGACCACAUGCUUCGUAUAUACCGCGACCAAGCCACGAGUGCCGCCAAUGUGGACGUGCAAGACGGGCAGAUGGUCAUCAACAAGGCCAACUUUCGCCGGGGAAAGGUUUUGAUAUUCUGCGAAACAGGAAAUGAACGUUCGGCCGGCCUUGUUGCCGCGUACUUGAUGUCUGUCUUCGGCUUGAGCCUAGUCGAAGCCUGUCAGUUUAUCCACUUUAAGCGUUUCUGCGCAAGCUUGGACGAGAGUAUGAAGCAGCUACUCCGGAGCUACGAGGACAUCCUUGUUGCAAAACGUACCGUCCAUCAGUAUCAGAUUCUUAGCAAGUCAGUAUCUGCUCCGACAUCUUCAAAGCGAGGCUUUGAAGAGACGGUUGAAGAGGACGACUCUGAGAUGGGAGGAAUGAACGCCGCUUCGGAUGCGGACCGCUUCAGCGAACGGAAACCCUUUACGCCAUUUGUCGACGCCCAGGACCAGGCUUCGAGAUGA